Acanthosepion pharaonis is the source of this 1065-nucleotide messenger RNA. The record is from the annotation of a GenBank genome assembly. NCBI's taxonomy places the organism in Eukaryota, Metazoa, Mollusca, Cephalopoda, Sepiida, Sepiidae.
AUGAUACAUUUCUUCCUUACCUUUCCUUUUCCCUUCAUAGAAACAGCUAGCUACUAUGGUACAUUUCUUCCUCUACCUCGUUCCCUUUCCUUCAUAGAAACAGCUAGCUACUAUGGUACAUUUUUUUCCUCUACCUCGUUCCAUUCUUCCAUUUCUUCUACCUCAAACUUUCUUACAUUUCUUCCUCUCCUCGUUCUCUUUCCCUUCAUAAAACAGCUAGCUACUAUGGUACAUUUCUUCCUCUACCUCGUUCCCUUUCCCUUCAUAGAAACAGCUAGCUACUAUGGUACAUUUCUUCCUCUACCUCAAAAGCUAGCUACUAUGGUACAUUUCUUCCUCCCUCUCGUUCCCUUUCGUUUAUGCUACCUACUUCAUUUCCUCUACCUCGUUCCCUUUCCCUUCAUAGAAACAGCUAGCUACUAUGGUACAUUUCUUCCUCUACCUCGUUCCUUUUCCUUCAUAGAAACAGCUAGCUACUAUGGUACAUUUCUUCCUCUACCUCGUUCCUUUCCCUUCAUAGAAACAGCUAGCUACUAUGAAACAGCUAGCUACUAUGCUUCCUUUUCCUUCAUAAAACAGUUACAUUCUUCCUCUACCUCUUUCCUUCCUUUCAGAAACAGCUACCUACUAUGGUACAUUUCUUCUCUACCUAGUUCCUUUCCUUUCAUAGAAACAGUAAAUUUCUUUCUAGUUUACUUUAUGGUACAUUUCUUCCUACCUCGUUCCUUUCCCUUCAUAGAAACAGCUAGCUACUAUGAUACUAUGAAACAGCUAGCUACUAUGGUACAUUUCUUCCUCUACCUCGUUCCCUUUCCCUUCAUAGAAACAGCUAGCUACUAUGAUACAUUUCUUCCUCUACCUCGUUCCUUUCCUUUUCAUAGAAAACAGCUAGCUACUAUGAUACAUUUCUUCCUCUACCUCGUUCCCUUUCCUUUCAUAGAAACAGCUACCUACUAUGGUACAUUUCUUCCUCUACCUCGUUCCUUUCCCUUCAUAGAAACAGCUAGCUACUAUGGUACAUUUCUUCCUCUACCUCAUUCCCUUUCCUUUCAUAGAAACAGCUAA